Equus caballus (horse) is the source of this 12217-nucleotide messenger RNA. RefSeq names its product small nuclear ribonucleoprotein polypeptide N (gene SNRPN). Gene Ontology annotation, biological process: mRNA splicing, via spliceosome. Gene Ontology annotation, cellular component: U2 snRNP; U5 snRNP; U1 snRNP. The record is from RefSeq and is a predicted model, not a curated record. Gene Ontology annotation, molecular function: RNA binding. Lineage: Eukaryota; Metazoa; Chordata; Mammalia; Perissodactyla; Equidae.
AACAUCCAGGUAGCUGAUUCCUUCCCUUAGGUCUUAAAGAUCCUGACACUUUACUGCGGACGUUGGAUUUGGAGAAACAGCAAUCAUGACUGUAGGAAAGAGCAGUAAGAUGCUGCAGCACAUUGACUAUAGAAUGAGAUGUAUCCUACAGGAUGGCCGAAUCUUCAUUGGUACCUUUAAGGCUUUUGACAAGCAUAUGAACUUGAUCCUCUGUGAUUGUGAUGAGUUCAGGAAGAUCAAGCCAAAGAAUGCGAAGCAGCCAGAGCGUGAAGAAAAGCGAGUUUUGGGUCUGGUGUUGCUGCGUGGGGAGAACUUGGUUUCCAUGACUGUGGAGGGACCACCCCCUAAAGAUACUGGCAUUGCUCGAGUACCACUUGCUGGAGCUGCAGGAGGCCCUGGCGUUGGCAGGGCAGCUGGCAGAGGUGUUCCAGCUGGUGUUCCAAUACCCCAGGCUCCUGCUGGGUUAGCAGGCCCUGUUCGAGGGGUUGGGGGGCCAUCCCAACAGGUAAUGACUCCACAGGGAAGAGGCACUGUAGCAGCUGCUGCAGUUGCUGCUACUGCCAGCAUUGCUGGAGCCCCAACUCAGUAUCCACCAGGACGGGGGACUCCACCCACACCUGUGGGCCGAGCAACCCCACCUCCAGGCAUUAUGGCUCCUCCACCUGGUAUGAGACCACCCAUGGGCCCACCAAUUGGACUUCCUCCUGCUCGAGGGACGCCAAUAGGCAUGCCCCCUCCAGGCAUGAGACCCCCUCCACCAGGAAUUAGAGGUCCACCUCCCCCAGGAAUGCGUCCACCAAGACCCUAGGAUACUAUUGAUUCUUCUUAGUCACUUUUCUCCUGCAGUGUGUCUUGUGAAACUGUGUAGAGUGAUUGUGAGCUUUUGUCCCCUCUUUGCUGAAUUAAUAUUAGCUAAUAAAUGCAUAGAGCAAUUAAACUGUGAGGUACUUGUACAUUUUUUGGCCCAUUCGUUUGUUGAGGUCAGAGUGAUGACUGGGAUUUUUCUGGUCUUGACAUUAUUGUGGAUGAGGUGAAUCCUGUUCAGCAACUCAUAUAAUUUUCUCUUUAAUUGUUAUGACAAAAUGGUUGUGCUUCUUGUUUGUUUCCUAACUUUCACUUUGUGCAGUGACUGGUGUCAUUUAAUAUCUUUUACACAUAAGGAACCUCUUGACCCAGGGGGGUUAAGUGGUUGAACUAAGACUCACACAUGGCCUCUUGCACUUUACUAUGCCGUACAUAACUGAAGGGAUGGGAUGAAAGACCACCUAUAAAAGGAAAUUGUGGUACUGAAUCAGACUUUGUUCAUUAAAUCAAGCAUUUGGAAUAGGAGGUACUCUUUUUUCCUUGAAAGGUUGCCUCAGUUAAUGAGCUUUUACAGGUCCCUUGGGCCUUCUGUGAUCAGAGUAGAUGACAUGAUCCUGGAAUAGUCAUCAUUCCCUACCAGUGAGUAAGUAUUCACUUAUAAAUUUUUGAAUUACGGCAGAGCCUGUGUAUAGGGAGCCAGGGAGGUUAUGUGUUUGAGGUAAGCUAUGUUACUUAAAAUAAAGAUAACUUACACCCUAAAAUAUAGUUGACUCUAAACUACAGAUUAUCAUCAACUGCAUUACUUAGUGAUUUACUGAAAGUAUUCAGAGGAGCAGAGAGUCUUUUCCAGUAGUUAAGGAGUGUCCAAGUAUCUAGUUCUCUUUGAGUUCGUUAUGAAGCAAUGAAAUCACUUUUAAAAGGAAGAGGGAGGAGGAUUUUAGGUUUUACGGCUAAGGUUUCAACUAGGCAAUGAGUGAAUCCUUAUUGAUUGUAGGAGUUAGCUUAUAAAAUACUGCAGUUAGAGAUUGGUAUUAAGCCUUAAUAACCUAAGAUGGGUAGACUGAUUGUGUCUUUUAAUUUUAUCAGCAGACGUUGUAUGUAUGCCACCUUUUCCAUCUUUUAAUUCAUGGCCUUUCAAGAAACAGUCUCCCAAGGAAAAGGGACCUUAAAAAUGAUUACCGUUGUCAUCACCAUCUUUAUAUACUUUAUUAUAUACUUUAUGUAGUCUGAUCUCUCCCAAGUAGUUUCCAGGAUUGAUGGUCACUUUCAAGUAAGGAACAUAAUGUAGCCACGCCUUCCUUGGUUUAGGAGAUUUAUAUGAUACAGAUGAUACUUUUUUCAGAAUUCAUCAAUGUUAAGAAACUUUCUGGCUACCGGAGCUGUAGGAAAAGUUCUUUAUCUAGAUCUCUGGAGGCAAAGCUGAUAUAUGACAGCUACUUUUGCUCUAAAAAUUAUGUAGGUGGCAUGUGAAGAGCCUUGUUUUCUAAGAAGUCUGUUCUGUGGACCAAUUUCGAAUAAUUUGUGGUACUUUUUCUAGUUUUGGAAGGAAAACGUCCCUCUACAUAGAACUGCUGGCAUGGAUGGCCCUUUGAUUUUGGCAUGAGCGAUCGUGCAGCAUGUUUGAGGAGAACCUGUUCUCUCAUAUUUCCUUAACUAAAGAUGGCCUCUUUAGCAAGUUAGAGCUUUUUCAGUCUUAAGCAAUGCCUUUUUGCCCGCUUAGUUGAUGACUGAAAGGAAGAGAGAAUUUGAUCACUGAAUUUUCUGACCUGUCAUUGUGGAUCCGACCAAGUAGUGUUGCAACAAGGCUGAAAAUUGGAUUAGCUGCAUUUAGAAGAGAAACUUAAACCACUCCAGGUAAAAUAACCUUGUAAAGAAAAAGUAAGACUAUUUCAGAGGCCUUGGCUAGGUUCAUGAUGAUACAGGACCUUGUCUGAACAAAGUGAUUUCAAAAUUUGAGCUUAAAAUGACAUUCUGAAAUCCAGUCAAUGUGCCUCAUUACUUUUCAGAGAACAUUAUUCUUGAGAGAAUGUUGGCUUGACAUGUGAAAACUUUGAAUACUUAGAAAUGGCAGGUGUAGUAGUACACUUUGCCAGUUACUCAGAUACCCCUUUUUUAUUUUCAUAGAUAUUCUGGGAUAAUUCCUUUUUUUUUUUUUUUACUAUAUAUAUGUGCAUGCUGAUGAAAGCAAAAAAGAAAGCACAUCCUUGGAUCUGAGAAGGCACGCGUGUGGUGAGAUGGAAGCAAGGACACGCAAAAAGGAAAUUUAGCACCUCUUGGAUCAGACCUUGAAUGCCACAGUGCUAGGUGUUUAACUGAUGUCCAGGAAGGAGAGAAACUAAUAUUAUGAUGAAAUACAAUGAAUCUGCCUCAGAUUCUCUAAUUCAUCUAUCUGCCAAAGCAGUCUUUUGGAAAGAUGACCACCACAUCAUGUUUCUUCAUCAGUCUGCAGUUGACAUGUUUCAGGAGUAUUAGAAAUAAGCAAUAAUCAGAGGACAAGGAUUAUAUAAACUGAUAAUAUUUACAGCCUCUUUUGCCACUGUCAAAACUGGAAAUUUUCCACUUUUAGUCACUGAACUUUUGGAUUCUUAAAUUUUGAGACAUUCUUUCACACUUAGCCUCUGCAUAAGAAUCUUUAGAAGUUUGUACAGCAGGAAGCAACGUGACUGCAACCCAGGAAGAUUUAGAGUAGAUUUGCAAAUCUUUUUUCCAUUAACAUAGGUAAGUAAGCAGGAGAGACUAGCCUGAGUGACUGCUCCUGCAUUCAUAAAACUGUAGUUUUCAAAUUCUUCUGGAGUAUUCUGAGCAAUUUUACUUACAGACUGCUAUCGAAGUUUAAACCUCAUGCUGAUUUAAGGGGUCUUUGGUCAGGGCACCUGUGUAGAGCCACUCUCUUGAUCCUCGACUCUGCUCAUUUGCCUGGUCCAACAGCAUCAGGACAGCAUCUCAUUCCGCAUUCCUCCCAAAAAUGGAAGUGUGUGAGGGGGUAUCUACUGAAUUGAAAAUUAUUUCAAGUGGAUAAAACGAGAGUAGUAUUGGGCUAGUCUGGACAAUGUCAAGUACACACAAGCCAACCUUGCAGGAAUAUGUGGAUAGAAAGGGAAGAACAGCACAUCUUGAAUUCAGCUAGAAACUUCACCAGCUACAUCAUCACAGACAAAAUAAAAAUAGAUUUAUACUCUUCUGAACUUCAUCUUGCCUUUCAAAUGUUUACAUUUGGAUUUGAGGGGGGAAAAACCGUGUCUUGCUUGCUAUGGAGUAUCAACUUGCCUUCAAAAGAUUUACCAGUAAAAGCCUUGCAUAUGUGAUAUUUGUAUGUGUAUGUGAUAAACAGAUCUUAGUGUGGGCCUCCCCUCCGACACCCCUGCUGGAGCUAGCAUUUUAAAGCAGCUUGGAAUCUGAUCCUAUUAACUACUGGACAUAUAUAGCAUAAGAAUUUAUUGAAAUACUUCGGAAAAUUGUGUUUGGGUAAUAUGAUUGAAAUGGAAAUAUACUAAGUGAAUGAUGAAUAUAUAUGAACUGUAUAUUGCAUAUUAGGAAAUGAAGAGAAUGAAAAUUUCAACAUGGGAUAGUUUUAUUGUAUUCUCUUUUAGCUUAGUUUUUCUUGGACUCUAAUACUGAAGCAUAGAGACUUACAUUUAUAAACAUGAAUCUACUAUUUUUAGAUACUUUUUAAAUCGUUGCUGUGAUAAUAGAGCUGGUUUCCUAGGGAAGUUUCUAAAAAUAUGUUUGGUAAAAUCGUAUCUCACAAAGAUUUUUGGAAGGAAUUCUGUGGACAUUUUGUAAAGCUAUACAUAAUUCUCUAUUCAUUGUUUGAGCGCUUAUGGAUAGGAGAAAAGAAAUGGGCAUGGUGAGUGUCUAAUACGUUAAUCAGGAAAAAAAGUUAAGGCACUAGUUAUUCAUGUGCAUUUUGAGAAUGCUUUGUAUGAAAUAACAAUAUAAUUGCUUUGUGACAUUUCUUAGUGUAUUGUGAUUGCUAACAGAGUUUGCUAAAAUACAUAGAAAUAUUUUAAUAGAUGAUUAUAGAAAUAGAAUAAUUAGAAUACCUCUGAAUGAUGUGUAUUUAUAAUCAUUUGAUCGGAUUAUUGCUGUGGGUUUUUUGCGGGGAGUAGGAUUGUUCUGCAUACAACUGUCUGUAAGAAAUUUUAUUAAGGCUGCUUUAUGUGGAUGUAGAUGUUAUUCUGUAAAUGGUCUUUAUAUGUUAGAAUUUGUAUGGCAUUAGAUUUUAUUCUCAAAAUGAGAUUGUUGCACAAGAGGCCAGCCUCAAUGAACACUUUGCCUGUUCAGGGUUGAGUGGGCUUUUUAUUGCUCUGUAUACACAUGAAAAAAGUACUGUUAUAUCAUCUUAUCAAGCAUAGAAGUGGCUGACAUUUUGGUCAUUUCAAUUGUUAAAAUAUAAUUUUGUUGCUUGCUGAGAGGUGUUUCUAGACUGCUUUGUAAAAGAGCUGAAUUCAGGAGAUAGAGAAUAAGACGUUUUGGAGGGCUGUGUAUGUAUAUAUGCAUGCAUAUAUACAAGGAGAGUUCUUGAACAGCCUCCAGGCGUUACUCCAUGCUCAGAUGUUGGUAAUCUACAUAUGUUUUGUAAAAUAUUCUAAUGUUAAAGAGAGGUAGACUUUUCCCCUUCCACCACUGCAAUUGUUUAAAUUGCCUCUGAACAUUAAUUCAUUUCUGGUAGAUAUUGUUAUACAUUUUGUUAUAAACUGUUAUUAAUGUUAGAUAUUUUUGUUUAACAUCUAGUUUUCUACAUGUAUAGACAUCAUUGUAAAUUCAUUUGAACUUAUAAAGGUAGAACCAUUUUUGUUUGCCAAAAGAGAUGGUUAGAUCUAGCCUCUGUGUUCAUUGAAUCAGUAGGUUCUAUUUUUAGGUUGUGGUAAAUACAAUGUGUAGUAUCUCAUCUAACAUGUCAUUGUUUUAUGACAAGAUUCAUCAUGGUGGAAAUGUCCUUGUAACUGGUGGUCUGCCUUUGCUUAUUGGUUUUAGAAACGUUUGCACACAAAUAACACAGUCCUUUGUAUAACAUAGAGAAACCUCUACUUGUGGUAAAAUAGCAUAGGUUACAAAAGUUUUCAGUUGCCGGUGAAAUUUAACUUUUAAUAAUAGUGAAUUGUUAUUUUAAAGUACUUAGUUGAUUAAGCAAUUUAUAAGUUUUUAUGGGAAAUGUUAGCAAUGGCGUAUCAAAUCUGAGUUCAUUAAAUCAUGAGCCGAUCAAAAGAAUGUUUAUGUAUUAUGUGUAUAUAAUGGACAUAGUUAUUUUUUAAAGGAUAAGAAUACUAUAUCUGCAUGUUUCGUAAGUAUAUUAAUUGUAGAAUGAAAACUUACCCAAAUGGUUGUCACAUUGUCACUAUGAGUAAAUAAUUGGGCAGCUGAAGGGGUUUUUGUUAGAUAGUUGUGUGUAAAAAGUUAGAAUAUGUAAUAGUUUUGCUUUAAACUUUCAGUUCUUGAUUUAUAGGGAUUGCUUACAUAUACAUAUGGGGGUGUGUGUAUGUGUGUAUAUAUAUAUAUAUACACAUGCAUGCACAUAUGUACAUAUAUGUGUAUGAAACAAGUGUUUAUUAAAAUUCAGAAAAUAGAAACAUCAUUUUUUGGCCAAAUAAUUGUCAUUCGGGCUUUAGUCUAUGUUCUUUGGGUUGUUUGAGGGUAGAUGAUAUAGGAAGUUUUAGUUUUUGAACUUUAUUUAGUACCUGGAGGAUACUGUGAGGCUGCUAGAUAUAUGGUAGACAAAUGUUAGUCUUUGUUUUAUAACAUCUGCAUAGGAUUUGCUAAUAGGCAUACAUUUUUGAAGAUCAAACCGAUAUAGACAAAGGUGAAAACACUUUACGUUGGUAAAUUGAAUUCCUAUACUGAGUCCAUUUGGGAUGUAUUUGGUUGAUGGGGAUUAUAUUUUUACUUUGAUUCAUGUAUCGAAGAUAAAUGUCAUUUUAUAAAACAUUUUUGAAUAUGUAACUUCUGUCAAUUUUGAAAAUAUGUUUUUAUUGAAAUGUUAAAGGUAGAAUUACUGUUUGAACAUAGGUGCAGUAGAAUGAGCAUAUUCAUGAGUUUGGCUUGAUUUUAAGGGUUUUUGUUUAUUUUUGUGUUUUGAGUUUUUUAAUUAGAUCUUUUUUGUUAGUAUAUGUCAUUGCCAUUCAUAUUUUUAAAUAUGUAACUUGUAUGAUUUUUCUUAUCUAAUUUUUUGAUUGAUAAAUGUUGGGACAGAGCAGGGAAGCAUUUGACUGCUGUAUAUAUGAUAGACAAGCUUCUUGUAUAACAUCUUAACUUCCUAGGCAUGUAGAAACAUCCUCUUCAUAUGCAGGCACAUGCACACACACAUGAACACACACACACACUCUAAAUAUAUUCAUGUUGAACUAUAGUUAUCUUUAAAACACCUUUUCUUUCUAGAAAUGUAGACAUUGCUGAUAGAAUAUACUUUUAAAUAUCAGGAACUUUUUUAUCAGUAUAGUAAUUAGCGUUUUUUGCAUGUUCAGUGGUUUGUGGUGACGGAUAUGGACAAGGGUGUUGGAUGUUUUCUGAUCUCAUGUCUGUAGUAUAUGAUGCUUUAGCUUUAUUCUUUUUGGUUUAUAGAGAUUGUGGACAUCCGUAUGUUUCAGUCAUGCGGUUUUAAACUGUAAGGUUGAAACGCUUAACUUUUGCAAAUGUUUUUAGAAACUAUAUGGCUUGGUCUUUUUUUUUUUAAAUAACUGAGUUUAUAAUAGUUGCUUUAUAACGUUUUGAGUGUGAAUGUAUAGAACUGUUGAUAAACGGAAUGAUAGAGGUUAGAACCAGUUUCUUUUGAUAUUUUUAGUUCACCCAUAUGGAGUCUUCAUUGGACUGCUGGGAUCCUUAAAGACAAAUUACCAUAAUUGAGUUAAAACUCUCUGAGCUAUAUUCUUGUUCCUUAUGUAUAUAUUAUCAUGUUAGGGAGAAGAUCGUGACAUUUAAAAGUUCUUUUACAUCAUAUUUUCAUUUAAAAGAAAAAUUAGAUUAUAAACAUUAAAUUGUUUCCAUUUUAUAUAAAAAUAUCUGUCAGUUUCAGGAACAUGUAGGUAUAUCUUAUUUUCCAGGUGUACUGAAGUUAAUUAUGCAAUUCAGUUUUCUAAAGAACAUUUUAUAAAAUCUCUGAGUUAUGUACUUCUUUGUUUAUCUGUUACAUGGCAAUAACCAAGAUAAUUUUGUAAAUAAUGGCAAGUAAGAUAGUUAAUUUUAAAUAUCUAGUAUUUCUACAUGUAUUGAGAGUCUCACAAAGUAUAAUUUUGUAAAUAUUCAUUGUAAAUGUGUUCUCUUGUCUUCUAAAAUUAACGUGGCAAUGAAACUGAUUGUUGAUAAACAGACUCUUGGGGUUAUACAAAAUUAAUCGUAUAUUAAUUUGGUCGUUAGAAGGAAUUGACAGGAUUUUGCGUUUACCUCAUUCUCAUAUAGAAGAAUAGUUUCUAUUGUAUCAAAUAUGAAUUGUAUAUUAAAAAAACUUAGACAAUGUAAAUUUAUGUGGUAUUUCUGGAUGUAGUGAACUUCCUCACUUAUUUCUUUAAUGUUGCUUAAUUUUUUUAGAACAGUUUUAGGUUCACAGCAAAAUUGAAGGGAAGGUACAGAGAUUUCCCUUAGACCUUUUACCGCAACACAUCUGUAAUCAUCCCCUUUAUCAGCAUUCUCCAACAGAGUAGUACAUUUGUUACAAUUGGUGAACCUACAUUGAUACAUUGCAAUCACUCAAAACUCAUAGUUUAUGUUACGGUUUACUGUUGGUGUUGUACAUUCUAUGGGUUUGGACAAAUCUGUGAUAACUUGGAUCCAUCACUGCCCCGAAAGUCCUCCGUGCUCUGCCUAUUCAUACCUCCCCAUAUAUUUUUUUCUUUUGUUUUUAACAUUCAGCAUAUAAAUGACUUUAUCAAGGAGAUUUUCUACUACCUCUUGGAACUAUACACAGUUCUGUAUGUGUUCCCUUGGUUGCAUGACAAUAUUCAAGACAACUUUGUAAAUAAUAGGAUGUAAAUUUUUAAUUUUUAACAUCUAGUUUUUCUAGAUGUGUAGAGUCUCACAAAGUAUAAUUUUGUAAAUAAUUCAUUGUAAAAUAUCAUGGUUUCAUUAUUUUCUUUCCAAUGUCUUAGUGAAAUUGAUAUCUAAGUCAUAAUUUUGUAGUUGUACUGCUUGAUAUUGGGCAUUAUAUACUUUAAACAUAGGAAAUGUUAUAUAAGAAAUUUUGUUUUCCCUCUUUGAAUGAUAGUUUUGUAUUUCAACUGCAUGACAACAUUCAAGACAACUUUGUAAAUAACAGAUGUAGUAUUUUGAAAGAAUGUGGUUUUUCUAGAUGAAUGGAGUUUCACAAACAUAAAUCUGUAAAUAUUUCAUUGUAAAAUAUCAUAAAUUGUCUCAUGUAAAUGUUUUGGCUGUGUAAUUAAUUAAUAAUUGGCCUCUUAGGGCUGUUUAACAUUUUGGUGUUUGUUCACUGAGUUUUGGGAAGAGAGAUAGACACAUCCCCUCAGAUUGUUAAGCUUUCAUGUAGAAGAAAACAUUAGAUUGUAUACUUAGAACAAACAAAGAAAAAUACCCCUGGAUGUAUUUUUAAUUUUAGGAAGAAAAAGGAAGACAUGAGAAGGAAUCAUCAUUUUAAAUCACAGAUUCACAGGAGAUUCUCACAUUGCUAAAGUAAUUGUCACUUUGCUAUACUAUAUAAAUUUACUCUUUACAAAUUUAUAUAUGUAUAUGCAUAGAUAUAAAGGUAUAUAUACACAUAUACAGGUAAAAUUACUUUUAGGGAUAUAGAUUUGAUAAUACUCUCUUUUGUCAUUUGUUAACUUAUUGCUUCACAUUUUUUUUGAAAACAAUGGAGAUAGUAUUUUAAUUCUAAGCUUAAACAUUUCUAGAGGCCCACUUCAUGUUAUAGCUACAUGUAUGUUAAUUUUUUAUAUAAAAUGAUUAAGUAGCUCUGUAUCUGUUUCCUAGUCUGUUUCCAUAUAUACACAUAUAUGUGAACAGAAUUCCUCUGAUAAUGAAUAUUUUAAAAAAUUUUUGAGGACCUUUAAAAUUUUCCAGUGAAUAGUUAUAUUUGAUAUGUGAUAGUCAGAAACAAAUGUCAAAAGUCUUUCAUCUCAGUUGCCUCUAAUAUAAAUUAUGAAAAUUUCUUAGAUUCUAUUCAGUGUUCAUCAAAGUAUAAAUCAGUGUACCUUUUUAAACAGUUUGGCACUGACGAUAAUAAUUGAGUAUGUAAAACUUUUAAAAUGGUAUAACUUGCUCUUGAUUUUAUCUAUUGCAACUCUCAAAGAAGAAAGUAUGUUUUGUAGAUUGAGAUGACAAAUAAUUUGAACAUCUGAAAUCCUCAUCAAUAAAAGGUCGUAGUGAUUACAGCUUAUUGGUCACAUGAAUGUAAUUCAAAUACUGAAAAAAAAAUUCUCGUAUGGAAGGCUGUUUUUAGGUCAUAUUUAAAAUUGUCAUUUUUGAACAAACAUCAAUUAAUUGUGUUUACAAUGGUGUCUAUAUGCCUCCAGUUUUUCAAACUGAAGUGUUAAUGGUUACUAUUCCUGGGGAAUGGGAUUAUCCUGGUAUGAUUAUCGUGUUAAGUAAUGCUUACUGGUCAGUGUUAUUUUAAUGGUGAUUAUUUUACCAUUUUUUGGAAUUUUUGUACAUGUAUAAUUUAAAUAGUAAAACAUUGUUUAUGUAUUUGUAUGUUGCUACAUGACAAUCUAAAAUGAAUAUAUGAAUUAUUAAAUAAAAACAUAUCUGGAAGGACGUAUGAAAAAGUUUUAACAUAACUGUAUAGAGAUAGAGGAAUAGAAGGACUGCUUCUACUUUCUGCAUUUGAAAUUUUAAAGCUAUUUCAAAAGGAACAUUUAAACAGAGGGAAUUUUAAAGAUACCAGCAGUUUGUGCCUGUCUUCGUCCUUGCCUCUCGACAUCUUGGGAUUUGGGGCUGUUGUAUCCAACUUUGUAUUCUCAGUGGCCAUUAUGAGUGGUUUUUGAGUGGUCAUGAAGAGCAUGUGAUUUAGAGACUUGUGCAGCAGAGAGUUUUACAGAGUGAACACAGAGUAUUGGAUCACCCAAGGAAAGAAGGGAGAAGAUGGGAUUUGAGUUGGAUAUGAUGGAAGAAAAACAUUUGCAGAUAAUCUGAGUACAGCUGUGACAUCAUCAGGAACAUUCCUCUUUUAUGGAGUUCCUUGAUUCAUAAGUCUUACCCAUGAAUCAAAGGAGAUGAUAAUUCCGAGAAAAGAUACUUUACCAAGUUCAUUUUUAAUCCCAAGAAUCGGUGCCACUGGAUCUCUAUUGCAAUAUUCCUCAUUCAGGUGUUCGUCACUGCCAUCUCUGGUCCUAGGAGUACCCCUUGGCGAUAUGAUUGUGAUGACUGAAUAGGAAACUGAUGCCAUUUCUUCUGACACCAUCUUCAUCAAACCAAAAGAUGGUCUUCAUAAUGUAUGGAGACUCUUUCGUGUGUUGCAGUGGACACUCCUUGCAGAUCAGAAAAACCGGACUGAGAAAGCUCAUGUUUUAAAGUAAUCUAAAGAGUGUAAUUGGAGAGAAUUGUAACCAGGCCUGUUGACAGUUUUCAUUGUUGCCAUUGGACUAAAUCUCAGGAGCUUGAAUGCCAGAGACGUUAUUACACAGAAUCUCAGGAUGGUGUAAUUGCAAGGCUUCAUUUCAGUGUUCCCAUAAGUAUUAAGUGCAUGUAUUUAUAAUUUUCACUUAUCACAGGAUCAACUUAAAAUUAUUUCAUAAAAAAUCAUCUUGUUCAAGAUUUUAAAGGUAUAGAAAUUUGUGAAGUAUGGUAUUUUUAACUCAUGCCCUUUUCCCCUCAUAAUUCUAUUCUCCAGCGUUAUCUACUGUCAGUGUAGUUUUGUGCACAUCUUUUUGGGGUGUGUUGAUAAACAGAUUGAUAAUGCAACUCUCUUUUUGGCCCAUAUUAUGUCUAUAAAUUUUCUAUGCCGUAAAAAGGCAUACAGAUAAAUUAUUUUGAUAAUUUCAGAGAAUUGGAACUGCUAGGACUAGGGAUGUCCAAAAAUUUAUGUUUUGAGUCAAAACUACAGCUUUCCCCCUAAUCAUAGAGAGAGAGUCCUCAUCACUAUUGUCUCCCAGUGUUUGUUCAUGAGAGUUCUGUUUCGUAAAAUGGUACACAUGUUAGAUGUCAGUGUUUUAAUCGUUAACAAUGCGAUAUUACGAAGAAAUUGCUUUUUUUCUUCUCUUGUUUGUCUCCAUCAUCUUCGUAUAUCCUUAAUCCUUACUAGUCAUUUGUGUUAUUUCAUUUUCCUCUGCUUUUUGUUUUUUUCCAUUUCCCUUGGAGUAUGAGUGUCUUUGUUGCUCAUUUCUAAAAGCUCAUUUAUAACUAAAGAUGUUAACCAUAUGUCAUGCAUUGCAAGUGAAAUACCAUGUUUUCUUUUCGGCAUCAUUUUACUGUGGUGUUUUAUUUUUUGGUUGUACAAAAGUUGUGUAUUGAAAUACAAUAAUGUUCUGUUUUA